AUGGCCUCUGUCAAUCUGACGAUCAAGCCCGUCCAGGUCAGCAUUGACACCACAGCUACCGUAGAGGAGCUGAAAGAGAAGGUUUCCGCACAAGUCAACAUCCCAGCGAAGAACAUUCGGCUGGUGUGCAUCGGCCGCAUCUGGCAGGACACCCAGACCGUCGGGUCUUACGAGCCGAAAGACGGAGUCGUGGUGCACUGUCUGAACAAUCCGCAAAGGGAAGCCCCCCCAGUCGCCAGCCAGUCGUUGGCUCCGGCGAACCCCAUGGCGCAGAUGAUGGGCGCGGCACCCACGCCGCAGGCCAACUCAGGCGAUCCCUUCUCCCAGAUGAUGGCGCAGACUCAACAGCAGAUGAUGCAGAAUCCAGAGAUGAUGCAGCAGCUGAUGAACUCGCCCAUGGUUCAGCAGAUGAUGAGCAACCCGGAGGUUUUGAGGACGAUGGUUCGCAUGAACCCGCAGCUCAACGAGCUCAUGGAGCAGCGACCGGAGAUCGCCAGGAUGCUGGAGGAUCCGGAGUUGCUCCAGCAGUCCAUGCGCAUGGUUGCCAAUCCGUCGCUGAUGCGAGAAAUGACCAGGAAUGCAGAUCGCGCCUUGGGCCAGCUCGAUGCCAUGCCGGGUGGUCACAACGCGCUGGUGCGAGCUCACGAGGAGUUUGCGGACCCGCUCUUUGAGGCCAUGUCGGGAGGAGGCAGCAGCGCCAGCGGCGGGAACGCGACAGCGGUCGACUACUCGCAGGACACCAGCUCCGGACCCAGCAGUGAGGCGCUGCCCAACCCGUGGGGCCCGACGCCGGCCGCGAACACCCCGGCGGCUACCCCGGCGCCAGCUGCAGCCGCCAACCCGGCAGGCGCCUUAGGCGGUGCACCGGGUGGCCUCGGUGCCAUGGGUGGUCUUGGUGGCAUGGGUGGCCUCGGUGGCCUGGGCGGCUUUGGGGGUUUGGGUGGCUUGGGUGGCAUGGGCGCCCUGGGUGGCAUGGGCAUGGGUGGCCUGGCCGGGUCAGGGGCUCCUGGUGGCAUGACCAGCCCAGCAGCACCGACAGCUGGCGCGACCGCUCCGGGAACGGCCGGCGCGACGGGGCCGGGAGCGGGCACUGCCGGAGCUCCCGCGAACAUGAUGCAGCAGAUGAUGCCCGGCCGAAUCUGCGGCUACGGUGCGGGAGCACCGGGAGCGCCCUUGGCACAAACAGCCACGCAACCCCCGGAGCUUCGGAGAGCGCGGUUUGCGUCGCAACUGACGCAGCUCUCUGCCAUGGGCUUCACGAACGAGGCUGCUUGCCUCAGGGCCUUGGCCCAGCACGAGGGCCGCUUGGACGCGGCCAUCGACACCCUGCUCUCCGGUGACGGCAACCCCUAA
Symbiodinium necroappetens is the source of this 1353-nucleotide messenger RNA. Lineage: Eukaryota; Dinophyceae; Suessiales; Symbiodiniaceae. The record is from the annotation of a GenBank genome assembly.